AACGGCGACAACGGUUACUCUCUGUCUGUCAGUCGGUCGCAACGGUUUAGCUGCCAGUUCGAAGGCGAAAUACAAACACGACGCAGUGCAGCGCAUGCAGAUACGAUACGGAAACAGAAGCAGAUACAGAUACACCGUCCGAGAGUCGAGAGUUGAGAGUCCGAUACGCAGCGCGACACGCAGUGACCAGUGAAGUUUCGCACAGCACAGCGCAGAAUUUAAUUCAGGAAAAUUAGCAUAACGAGCGGGGAUUUGAUUCAGGUCUGUCAAGUGGCCUGCACAAUUCGAGUACAAUACAAAUACAAUAAAAAGUGUGAAAGUGUAAAGAAUGUCUGUGCAACAACAGCCGCAGCAGCUGCAGCAUGCAGUGUCCACAAUAGCUGCAAGUGCCAAUCAACAGCAGAAGACGGCAGCCCCAGGAGCAGUACCAGGAGGAGCGGGAACCAUAACCAUGCCAUCCAGUGCCAAAUCAAAGCCCAAAAGUCGCUCGUCCUGCUGGCUGCUGCAGCCGCGGCAGCUGAACAGCAUUUGCAUCGUGUUCGCCGAACUGAUUGCCACGGCCAUGCUGAUGUUCCUCGGCUGCAUGGGCUGCAUCCAGAACUCGUUCUUCUCCAAUGGCCAUUUCCAGUGCGCGCUCAACUUUGGCUUCGUUGUCCUGAUCUGCAUCCAGUGCUUUGGCUGCAUCUGCGGUGCCCAUCUCAAUCCCGCCGUAACGCUGGCCAACUACAUCUACAAUAUGAUCUCGCUGCCCAUGGCCGUGGCCUACUUUGUCGCCCAGAUGGUGGGCGCCUUCAUUGGCUAUGGCCUGCUCAAGGCCAUCAUGCCGGAGAACGCCAUCUACAGCACGGCAACGCCCAGUGGCGUCUGCGUGACCUCCGUCCACAGUAGCCUGACGGGGCUGCAGGGUGUGGUCAUUGAGUUUCUGAUCACCUGCGCCCUGAUUGCCAUUUGCUGUGGCGUCUGGGAUCCGCGCAACGCCAAGUUCCAGGACUCGGUGCCAGUGCGCUUCGCUCUUGCCAUCGCCUGCCUCUCCCUGACUGCGGGCCAGUUCACGGGUGCCAGCAUGAAUCCGGCUCGCUCCUUUGCCCCGGCUUUCUGGAACGGAGCCUGGGAGAAUCAUUGGAUCUACUGGGUGGGUCCCAUGGCAGGGGCUCUCGUCUCAUCGCUCAUCUACAAGCAUGCUUUCCGACGCAGGGUGGAGGAACAGGAGGAGCAGGAGUCCACCAUGUCCACCAAGCGGACCUCCGAGGUGGAGUUCGCCUAGAGCGCAAUAGAUCCCCUAGAAGACAAAGUAUCCUUUAAGUGCUUUAAAAGCGGCUUAGUUUGUACACCUAACCAUACGAAUAAAUACGUACCAUAUAUUAAA
Molecule: messenger RNA, 1366 nt
Organism: Drosophila obscura
Lineage: Eukaryota; Metazoa; Arthropoda; Insecta; Diptera; Drosophilidae
Product: aquaporin
Exons: 3
Coding region: 329-1264 (311 amino acids)
Biological process (GO): transmembrane transport
Cellular component (GO): plasma membrane
Molecular function (GO): water channel activity
Source: RefSeq, a predicted model, not a curated record